Molecule: messenger RNA, 1506 nt
Organism: Rhinichthys klamathensis goyatoka
Lineage: Eukaryota; Metazoa; Chordata; Actinopteri; Cypriniformes; Leuciscidae
Gene: rassf6
Product: Ras association domain family member 6
Exons: 11
Coding region: 235-1254 (339 amino acids)
Biological process (GO): signal transduction
Source: RefSeq, a predicted model, not a curated record
UGCAUUGACAGGCAUUCCCAGAAAGCCCUGGAGAAGAGGUGAGUUGGAUCAAGUUACAGCACAACAUUGUCAUAGUCAGGAAAACACCUGACAGGGACUGUGGCUCUUCAUUCUGUCCAGGGCUGUGACACUGCUAUAGCCGUGGCCGUUUGGGAAGAGAUAUGUGACCCCUUCCUCUGUAAAGUCCACUGACACUGGAUCUAAUCAGACAGCAGAUCGGGUUAGUCGGUUGAAAUGAAUGCGGGUCAGUCAAACUCUGUUGUUCUAAUUGGUGCCGGAAAAUCGUGCUCCAGGGCUCAGUUUUCCUCUUUAUUGAACACCUACAACUGCUUUCUUAAAGACACAACACACCUGCAGCUCACUGUCUAUGAGAAUGAAGGGAAGGUGACAUUUGAGGGCAUCCUUGGCAUUUCCUGGGGUGUGAAGAAACCCAUUCAGUUACAAAUACAAGAUGAGAAACCGAUAUUUACAAAUGAGUCGUCAGUCAAGUCACCAGACCCCAUGAGUCCACUCGGAAAUAAAAGGGGUAUGACACGAUGGGGAGAAUUUGAUGAUCUUCGUAUUGAUGAACUGGAGGAAGCUGAAUCCACGAAACCUGAACAUCCUACUCAAGGCUACAUCGCAUACGAGAGCAAGACUUUAAGGCCUUCCCGGGCUGUGCCUACCAUUGAAGAAAGUUCAUAUCUGACCCGUACCGUGAGUGAUGCCUCGCUGGUGAAAAUGAGGGUGAAAAGUAAGAAGAUGGUAGAAAGUCAGAGGAACAGAAAUAAUCGCUUCUCCAUCAAUGGACACUUCUACAACUACAAGACAUCUAUUUUCACACCAUCAUAUGGAGCAACCACAAAUGUGCACAUUACCAGCAAGAUGACAACACAAGAAGUCAUUACACAGCUCCUUCAGAAAUUUAAAGUAGAAAACAGUCCAAAUGAAUUUGCUCUCUACUGCAUUCAUCAAAGUGGAGAGAAACGAAGGUUGAGCAGUUCAGACCUGCCACUGUGGGAACGUGUUCUACAGGGACCAUCAAACAGAAUUAUGAAAAUGUUCCUCAUGGAUGCAGACGAACAGGAAGUUAGCCUUGAUGUAGCCCAGUACCUCAAUUUAGAGAUGCCCAUUUUGAGAGUAAUUCUGCAGAAGCUGGAAGAGCAAGAGCAUCAAGAAGAACAAAGAAUAAUCGCAAAGUAUGAAAUGGAACGGAAUCUGUUGUCGCAGUGCUUGAAAAAAACGAUGCCGGUCAAAACCGAGACAACUGUAUAAAUGAAGUCUUGGCAAUGGAAAACUGUUUUCCACAUGAAGUCUCAGGGUACAAAGAGAAAAUAAGAUGGAAACUGGAGUCUUCAGGACAGAAAUCAGGAUUGUGAGAUGUUCAAAAGUGCAUAUAGGCCAUUUGAAACAUGGCUUUACUGUUAAGUUUGUGGUUGUAGUGUAAAUAUAAUGUAAAAUAGUUUUUACAUAAAUGUAAUUACAAUAUUUAUCAUGCGAGAAACCAAAUAAAAUACUGGUAUUUGA